AUGGUACUACCACGCGCCUCGCGACCUCUCCUCGCCGCACUCGCCAUCACCCUCACCUUGCUCCUCUUGGCUGCCAGCCACCGCCACCAGACAGGACGCUGGGCACCAGCCGCCAACUGGUCCGACGACCCUGCCAACGGCGGCAGCAGCGAUUACAAUGGCGAGCUUGCUCGCUUUACUCAUGACCCUGAAGGUCUCACGCUGUAUAACCCCCACAAGCCGUUCAACUACAUGUGGAAGAACGAGGCCAAGCUUCGCCGCCUUGCCGUGUGCAUGGAGCGAGAUGACUGCCAUCGGAAUGCGCUCAAGUUCGUGAUUAUCGGCUCGUUUCACUGUCAUAUCGCCGUUUUCAACAACUACCGCGGCGGCGAGGGCAUCUGGUGCAUGAACAUGAUUGACUCACUCGAGCGACAAGGAUACACCGUCCUGAUUGCCGGCGAGGGUGACUGGGGUUACAUCGCGCACCUGAAUCGGCAGUUCCCAGACUAUGUCCGCGUCAUCCUAGCCGACGACGGAUCUCUUGAAGGUGGCGAGCCUGUCACCAAGAUGAUGUUGGAGAAUAUCAAGACCGAGGGGAACCCACACGGCGUCCCUGCGUGGAAGAUCUUCCGCUUCUCUUUCUUCCCAAACGGCUUAUCGACCAUCGUCGGCCAGGCGUGGUCCGCAAUCGCGGAGCCAGAAUGGAAGAAGCCGACGGACCAAGGGUAUCGCAACAUGACAUAUCUUGGAUACUCGCUCGAAGAGGAUAACAUUGAGAUCAUUCCCUUCCAUGACCGACCGAUGCGCGCAUACAUCCUCAGCAAGCGCGUGCAGUACUUUUACGACGUCUUCGGCAAGCCCAUGAUUGGGCGCGAUCAGAUCACGCGUGCGUAUCACGAGCUGCGCAAGGAGUUCCCGACUUUCGAGUUUGUUGGUGCCUUCAUCGACGACCGCACGAAGGAGGAGCUCGAAAAGCUGGGCCCAAUGGAGGUGCCAGAGGGUGUGCGCAACCUCGGCAAGCUGAGCCCCGAGGCUUGGGGACACGAGGUCGCCAACUCGCGGGUUAUGGUCGGCAUUGGGUUCCCGGUGUCCUCACCCAGUCCGUACCAAGCCCUAGCCCACGGAGUACCCUUCAUUAACCCUCACCGCAUCGACGAGGGUCAUGACCCGAACGACCCAUACACAUGGUUCAUUUCCCAACACGAGUUCCUCCGGAUCCAUGAGCCGCCCGAGGUGUACCAGUACCCCGAAUACGACUAUGACGCGUUCGUCGGCGCCAUCCGGCAGGCCUUGACGCACGAGAUGAAGCCUCACCUUCUCGAUCGCCUCACUCGCAAGGCUCUUGACAAGCGCUUGCGCGACUGGGUUGAGGGAGACUGGCUCACUGCCGCCUCCCUCAUCCGUGAGAACCGCCAGAAUGGCGGGGUGGAGACGGAGUUUGGGCCCUUGGUGGGCAUGUUUGAGCUGUAG
Messenger RNA from Cutaneotrichosporon cavernicola, 1449 nucleotides. RefSeq lists its product as uncharacterized. Gene Ontology annotation, biological process: protein N-linked glycosylation. Lineage: Eukaryota; Fungi; Basidiomycota; Tremellomycetes; Trichosporonales; Trichosporonaceae. The record is from RefSeq and is a predicted model, not a curated record. Gene Ontology annotation, molecular function: alpha-1,6-mannosylglycoprotein 6-beta-N-acetylglucosaminyltransferase activity. Bases 1 to 1449 code for a protein of 482 amino acids. The transcript is spliced from 6 exons.